AUGCGUCUCCACCUUGUCAUCUCGCGACAUGGCCUACCGGUCACGCGCAUUCUCUGGACGACAACUUCGUCUACUUCUGUGCUAGGCGAAUAUGGGACUCAGCGCCCAGCAUCAAGCGCAGCUGUCGCAUCGUCUCGCACCCCGAACAUUGCCUUCUCGAAUGGUGGUUAUACGGUCGCACAACUCCUCGAGGACGUGAACGAAGUUGUGCCGCUGGAAACCGAACCCAGCGUCUUUGAUGCGGAGUUCAGUGGCCAGUGGGGAUUAGAAGAUUAUGUUGUCGAAGUGGCUGGGUCGGAAUGUCUCCAUUUUAUGGAGGUUGAUGGCUUGCUCCGAGAUGGAGAUGAACUCGUCAUCCGUGCCCUUCAAUUGGCAGACCUUCGGGCCAGAAGGCUGUGUGGUCGCCACCAAAUUACUGCCGAUGGCAAGCAUCUGAUUGACGGCGUGCCUUUCGGGUUACCAUUCUUGAAAAGAACUACUUCCACACGACCUGCAAUUACCAUACCUCCAAGGAAGAAACGGCGCACGGUUUUUUCUGGCUGGGAGCACGCUCCAGAGUAUGUAACUGAGGGAGUCCACGCCGAUGAAGAAGGUGAUGGAGACUGGCUUCCGCCUCCUAACACCGGAUUUGGAAAGGAGCUUUCUGUUAUGCCGGCCGAGCAUGAAGAGUCCCUAGGCACAGUCAUUCGUCAUCCUGUUGACCGCACCGCGGAAUCCGACAGUGAAGCAGAUAUGUCCGAGAUGCCCGAAAUUCGAGAAGAUGAAUUGGAGAGCGAACUCCAAGCGCUCAAAGAGGACUUUGAAGAGGCUUCUCAAUUUGUUGAUAUCAGGAACCAGACUCGGAAUGCCAGUGGACACCCAUUACGUGCCACCUCGAUAGCCAAGCGACCAACUUCCAAGGGAUCACUUGCAGCUGCCUCGUCUCUUUCGAGCAAGCGGUCUCGCGCAGACGACUCAUCUCCCCGGACCUCAAAGGCUGUGAGAUUUAACAAUGGAGAUGAGCAGGAGGAUGAGGAUAUGCCUGAUCUCCCACAAUUUCCACAGGCCCCACAGGUGGAGGGAAGUGCUGCUGUAUCUUCCGAUUCCGAUUCAUCCGAGUCAUCUACGUCUUCUUCAGACAGCGAUUCUGAUGAUGAUUCUGAUUCUGAUUCAUCUUCGAGCUCCGAAGACUCGGAUUCAUCAGACUCAGAAGAGGAAGAGGAAGCCGCCCCACCUGUCGAGAAGGUCCAACAACCGGUUUCUGUGGGCCCUCCUGGUGAAGGGUCCAUCCGUACCAAAAAGAGCAACAACCGCAUCAAACUACGCCGCCGUCUAUCCAAGCUCAAGCAGCUAGGCGCUCUCCCCCAACAAGCAGGUUUUGAUGCAUUGCGGGCGUGGGAAGACAGCCAUGGAGGCUGGCAUACUCCGGAACAAUAUCUUGACCCGAAUCCGUUCGUGAAACCCCAACCACCUGUGGAACAGGAACAAGAAUCUGCCGAAUCUUCCAGCAAGAAGCAAAAGCGAGAAAAGAAAGAACAAGACAAGAAAGAGUUCGAAGCAAGGCGCGAGAAACUGCUUCGCGAUCUUGCCUCGGGUAAUGGUGUUGAUGUGAGCGAGACAUCGGAGAAAGAAAAUGUCCCGCCCGCUGCAUCUGCCGUUGGACAGCCCUCUGUUUCAGAAGAAGUGCUCGGUGAGGGUCAGAUGGAGCAGGAACGUUCGAACCGACGUACCCUGGACGUAGCUAGCUCACGACGCAUGCUGUUUGGAUCGCUAGGAAUGCGAACCCCGAAGACCAAGGAAGAGGAAGAAGAAGCACGAAGAAGGCUUGCUGCUAAAGCUAGUGCAGGUGGACGCCGAAACAAACCUACGCAAGACGUUCAAGACGAUGCCGACCAGAUGCAAGAGGAUGAAGAUGCAUCCGACAUUGAUUGGCAAAACAAGCUUGUCAUCCGUGCCGUCGAGUGUCUCUAUCCCCAAGUUGAUAUGACUGCGCCUCCUUAUCCUUUUGUUCAACGUUGGGAUCAAGAAGCCAAUGCAUUGAUUCGUGAGCUCAAAGGCCCCAGUAAAAAGCGGAAGAGAAAGCAGCGUGUUCAGGUCUAUGAAGGACAUGCGGAGCAGGAGGAAUACGAUGAAAAUGGAAAUUACUACGGCUAUGAUGAUCAAUACCAAGGCGCAGAUGACCAAGCCAAUUAUGAGGGUCAUUGGGAAGGCGAAGCUGCUCCCUACUAUGAAGGCCACUAUGCAGGCGAAGCUGAAGGUGAUCAGAUGGAUUAUGACGAUGCCCCUGAACCUGAACAACCACCCAAUCCUACCUUCGAUGACCUGCCUUCGAUUCCUGCCGACCUGAGUUCUGUUCCUGAUUUGACUGAGAGCGAGGUAAAGGUCGGUGCAAUCAUUGCAUUCCGGCAGCUAGACAUGUCCAAAGCCACAAACUGGCAGCCUCAAAUGUCUGAGUACCGAGUAGCUGAGGUGCGCUCUAUUAAAGACCAUGUGUUAAUUAAUGUACUGCUGGCCAAGCGGGACCGAAAGCCUCCGUCAACAUCCAGCGAGUAUGACGAGCCCCGUCAAUUCAGCAAGUUUGAAGUACCAGACCUAGCCAACGAUGAGGGAGAGGAUGACGGCUAUCGCGAGCUUGCCUUUGCGGAACUUAGCGAUCCGAAGCUUCUCCAGCCUGCAGCACAUUCGGGUGCCAAAUCUGAGGAUCAGAACAAUACUCGAGAAGGUAGCAUUGUGUCUGUAGUUCAGGAAACCGUACCGAAUGCCCAACCAGCUCUUUCCGAGGAAAUAUAUCUUGACGACACAACCUUUGUCACCAUCGGAAAUGAAGUCACUCAUCUCGGGUCCCCUCGCGAAUCCCCGGGAAUGCCCGAUGAACCUAUCCAACAAACCCCUGGCAGAGGCCUGCCGCAGAUCCAGGUCCAAAGUGGAUCUGAUGAGCGCAGUAUUACUACUCCGAUCCCGUCGCCUUCGUUCACCGGGUUUCACUCUGCUCGAUCCUGGCAGCAAAUGACCCCUGGUGCUGAGCUCAGCCGCGAGCUUGAAGGCCAUACCCUCAUCGGAGGGGAAACUCCAUCUGCUUUAGUCAACCGGGACGAGGAACCCUCCGCGUUGUCAUACACAUCUGCAAAUCAAUCCUUCGCGGAUGAUCCUGAGGAUGAAGAGAUGUCUGGGCAUCAAGAACAUGAGCGUCAGGUUGUUAACGAAAAUCCUGUGCCGCUUUGUGAUUCGGGGGACAACGGCCCUCAGUCUGGCUCACUUCUGUCCACUAUCGACCAUAGCGGUAAUGAUGGCGGUUCCGAUUCUGGUUCUCUAUUUGUAAAAAGAGAUACGAGGAGUGAAAAGAACAAUGCAGCUCCUGCCAGCUCUUCUGAAUCGUGGAGAGAUCUUUUGAACAGACUAAGAAAUGGGCCAUCGGAGCCAGGCGAGUCACUCGUCACCAGUGAAGAGAACAACAGCGAAGGCAACAUCAGUGAAGACAGCAGUAGCGAAGACAAUAACAGUAAAGCCAACAACAGCGAAGACAAUAUCAGUGAAGGCAAUCAAAGCCCAGAGCGGUUGGAAGACAGUGUGCAGCACUCCUACCUGGACCUCAAUUUCUCACCACUUGACUCCCCACGGGCAUUCACCUCGCGAUCGCACAGCCCACCAAUAAGUGCCCAAGGGGAUACCAAGUUUAAAAAACAAACCUCAUUCCCUUCACCACUUGAAACGGAAUCUCCCGCCGCACCUACUCGCUUCAAACUCUCCCGGCGGGUGGUUGAAUCCGAACCCACCUCCCAAAUCCCCGCUUCCCAGGCAUCCGAAGUGAUUGACCUCACUUCCAGCCCGCGUGGAUCCCCCGAACCCAGCACCUCCAAUCCAAACCCAUCUCAGCGCUCCAAAUCUGCACUGUACGGGGGUUCACGAAGUGAGGAUAUCCCUCGCUCGUCUGGGCAUCCACCCCGAGCUUCUGAGGGAAGACUCCAACGCAUGGUAGAAGUGAAUAUCAGUCCUUCCAGUCAGAAGAAGAAGCGCUCGUCACGAAAGUUCUGA
Messenger RNA from Penicillium vulpinum, 4011 nucleotides. RefSeq lists its product as uncharacterized. The transcript is spliced from 3 exons. The coding region runs from base 1 to 4011 and encodes 1336 amino acids. NCBI's taxonomy places the organism in Eukaryota, Fungi, Ascomycota, Eurotiomycetes, Eurotiales, Aspergillaceae. The record is from RefSeq and is a predicted model, not a curated record.